CGUACAAACAAAACGCUGCGUCCCUAACCUUCUCCUGGAAAGCGCGUUUAGUUGGCAGCCAGAAUACCGAGAUAUCUUGCGAGGAAAAGCGACGGCAGUAAACGUCCGCGAUGGACGAGGUGGUGGAGUUGCAGGACAUGGAAAACGUGUGCAGGCUCUGCCUCUCCACCGACGAGCCGAAGUCGUCGGUUUUCGGGAUGCAAGACUCUCCGGUACCGUUGGUCACUAAGAUACAAGCCUGCUUGUCGAUUCAGAUUUCAGCCACGGAUAAAUUGUCAAAAGACAUAUGUGCGGAGUGUGUUAGAAAUGUGAAUCAGUGGCAUAAUUAUAAGGAAGCUUGCCUUCGUUCUCAAGAUAAAUUACACCAAUGGCUAGAGAAGCAUUUGCAGUCAAUUCCCAUGGUCAUAACUAUCAAGGAUGAACCCGUGGAUUUAGAUUUUUACGAAGACAACGUCGAGGUUAUUUCAGAGUCUACUAUUGAAUCAGACUUGGACUCAAUAAAUAUCGAAGAUAGUAUAAAUAAUGUACCGAAUAGUGUUCACGUUCAAAUAUUAACCGACGACGAAGAAGAUGUACCCAAAGUUCCAGCACCAACGAAAGACGUGGACGUACCUACAAAACCUGAGCCACAACUGGACUACGAUACGGACUGUACCAUAGAAAUAGAAUCUGUUACCGGUAGCGAGCUCGUACCUAACCCUCUCUCGAGUAAUGAAGACAGAGUCAUGGAAGCUGAUUCCACGCAAAAGUCCAGCGCCUCGACAUCGGCAAGUAAGAAGAAGAUUAGACGAGGUCCGCACACUCACUUCAGGGGAGCGCGUGUUUUCAAGCAAAAGUGUGUGCAUUGUCAAAUCAAUUUACAUUCUAAGUAUUCUUACGCGAAACAUAUGGAAAGAUUUCAUACCGACAAGCAAAAUGGCGACGCGGAUCCUGAGAAGCUAGACGACGAAGAAGAAUUGAUCGAAGACUUGGAGGACGAAUUAAUCAGCAUGGAGAAGGAUGCUCCGCUAACGCAGGUACAGCAAAGUAUCAUCAGUCAAUUGAAAACGUUCUCGUGUUAUUCCUGUCAACAAAGCUUCACCGAUCGAAGGAAUACGCUUUCUCACAUUCGUCAGCACAUGCCCGAUUUAAGGCCUUACACGUGCAUCGCGUGUUUGACAGAGUUCCCAGAUCGAUCAAUGUACAAAUUGCACUGCGGUGCUUCGUUUGAGUGCGCGAUGAAAAUUGCACUGGUUAUACCCAACCAUGGCGAGGAGAAGUAUUUCACGUGCAACAUGUGUUUACGUUCUAUGCCAAACCGGAAAGAUUUACUUAGCCAUCUUUCGAAACACUCCGACAGACAAUACGAAGAAUUAAUCUCACCAUCGCGAUCUCCUCCUAAAUUAAAACCAAUGGCACCUCUGCCGAAUCUAAAACAGGAAGUGAUAAGAAAGUCGCACGGAGAAGGUCCGACUAUUCCUCUUCCUUAUAAAAACGGCGAUCCGGCGCACAAUCACGUUUGCGAUUUGUGCGGAAUGAUCUACCGAUACAGGCCUAACAUGCUUAAGCAUCUAGAUUUGUGUCAACGUCUAUCGCCAGACGUCAGAACGUCCUACAAAUGCGUGCACUGCGGUAUGACGUAUCUCGUGUUCAAAAAGUUCCAUAACCACAUCACUUUGGACCAUAAAAAGAAAGAUUUCAUAUGCUCCGAGUGCUGUAGCAAAUUCAGAUCUCCCAGCGAUUUCUUGGCUCAUCAUGAGACGCAUCGCAGGCCACGCAACGUGAAGCAACCCGCGUCGAACCACGAAAAGGAGACCAAGAAGCCAGUGCAAAAUAUCACGACCCCGAUCAAAGACUGGGACACGUUCGAGGCGGAAAUAAACGCAGCCAAGAUAUCCGACAGCAAUCAGUACAGUUGUGCCCUGUGCAACUUGGAAUUCACCACCAGAGCCGAGCUAACCGAGCACAGGAAUCUUCAUCUGAAGGUGAAGAUCUAUUCUUGCGUGAUCUGUCGCAGCAUGUUCAGCAGCGCGGGUGCCUUAGAGAGCCACAUGAAGGAUCACGGUAUAGAGGAUCCGAGCGAGCAGAACGCGAACAGCUCAUGCGUGGAGUACGGGACGGUAGAGGAUGAUUCGCGGGACUCCAAGACGAUUAACGUUAGCGCUACCUCGGAUCCCGGUACGAACAAGAACGAGUGUCAUUCGUGCGGCAAGAUGUUCUCCAACUACGCAAACCUCCGAAGACAUAUACGAAACAUACACAAAUCGGGAAAGUCUCACUUUAGUUGUCCCGACUGUUCGCGAACGUUCAAGACCAAGGAGAUACGCGAUCGGCACAUAACGACCGAGCACAAAGCUUUGAAGAACAUGUGUCCCAAAUGCCCAAAGAGUUUCGUGUUCAAAGGGAAUUUGAAUCUUCAUUUCCAAAACGCUCACGGUGAGAAGUCGCGAUCUCAAACUGGUCACAAAUGCGACCUCUGCGGCAAGGUGUUUUUAGAGGAAGCCUCCCUCAAGAUACACAGAUCAUGGCAUAGCCGAGCAAACUCGCGCUUAAGCAUACGAUUCAUGACGAACGAGGAUAAGAAACCGGCGAAACCGUUGAUCACGCCCAAACAGGAACAGGAUUUCAAUACCAGUUCCGACAGACCGGCCAGGGCACGGAAAUCCUUCCCGAAUCCGCCCCCCACGAAACCUCAAGGCAACUUCCAGUGCCAGGUAUGCAACGACAAGUUUAGCGACGUAACCGAGCUGAGGAAACACUUGUGGGACGUACACUGCGCCCGCAACAAGUCCGAGAAGACUUUCUCGAGUGACGAGCUCCAGUGCGAGCUCUGCACGAACGUUUACCCCGACAGGGAGACGCUGAACAUGCACAUGCAAUGGCACAAGGCCUAUCCCAUUCUCAGCGAUCACAGCAAACCGACUUUCCCUUGCGAGAUUUGCGGGAAAAUGUACAGCUCCAAGAAGGUGCUAUGGAGACACAAGAAGCUUCACAAAGCCACCACCGCGGCCUCCGCCAAGUUCCAGUCGAUGAUGAAAAAGCCCACCGCGAACGAUAACUUGUGCAACAUCUGUCAAAAGGUCUUCAGCAGCAGCCAGUCGCUGCAACGCCAUCAGCUAAACUUGCACAGCGAAAUAUUCAAUCAACGACCGCCGUCGCUGUACAACAACUCGCGUAUGUCUUCGCAAGACGAGCCCAAAUCGAAGAAGGUGAAAGUGGAGUCGGAGGAGAGCCUGCAAAAACCAUUGUCCGCUAUAGAUGCCGUGCAUACAGGCAAGAAGUCGGUGAUGUGCCACAUCUGCAGGAAGUUCUUCCCGAACAUGAGCGUGCUAUACAAGCACAAGCAGCUGAUGCACAACAAGUCGCGCGUGGUGAAGAAUAUCGUCAAAGCAGCUACGACGACGUCCUCGGAGUGCAUCCCGUUGGCUGGAAACAACGGAAAGGUUUGCUGCAACAUUUGCUUCAAGGAGUUCCCGGGUGUGUCGAAUCUGCGCCAGCAUUUCACCGUCAAACAUAAGAACUCACCGCCUCAGCACGCGUGCCCGAUCGACGGCUGCAAGCUGAUGUUCCCCACGCUUCAGAACCUCAAGGCUCACGAGCAGUCGCACACCAGCAUGAUUUACAGCUGUACUCUGUGCGGCAAACACGUGUUCACCAGAACAGCAAUGACGAACCACAUGCUGACGGUCCACAACACCGUCUACGACGCGGAUACCAACAAGAACUUUCACAAGGAGACAGACCUGACCAAUUACGUCGUGAAGGACGCCGUGGACGCGACCUGUCCCCACUGCAAGAUCAAGUAUCCCAACAACAGGGCCAUGAAGAUCCACUACUUCAAGUUCCAUGACGCCAUGGGUCAAGCAUAGACCCGA
This is a messenger RNA of Hylaeus volcanicus, 3854 nucleotides long. RefSeq names its product zinc finger protein 62 homolog. The record is from RefSeq and is a predicted model, not a curated record. Gene Ontology annotation, cellular component: nucleus. Gene Ontology annotation, molecular function: zinc ion binding. The coding region runs from base 111 to 3848 and encodes 1245 amino acids. The transcript is spliced from 4 exons. NCBI's taxonomy places the organism in Eukaryota, Metazoa, Arthropoda, Insecta, Hymenoptera, Colletidae.